Messenger RNA from Peromyscus eremicus (cactus mouse), 4168 nucleotides. It is a transcript of the gene Mgat4a, whose product is annotated as alpha-1,3-mannosyl-glycoprotein 4-beta-N-acetylglucosaminyltransferase A. The record is from RefSeq and is a predicted model, not a curated record. Gene Ontology annotation, cellular component: endoplasmic reticulum-Golgi intermediate compartment; Golgi stack; endoplasmic reticulum. The coding region runs from base 300 to 1907 and encodes 535 amino acids. The transcript has 15 exons. NCBI's taxonomy places the organism in Eukaryota, Metazoa, Chordata, Mammalia, Rodentia, Cricetidae. Gene Ontology annotation, biological process: protein N-linked glycosylation. Gene Ontology annotation, molecular function: acetylglucosaminyltransferase activity.
GAAGAAGAAGAAGAAGAAGAAGAAGAAGAAGAAGAAGAAGAAGAAGAAGAAGAAGAAGAAGAAGAAGAAAAGAAGCCCUCAGCCUAUGAAGACCGCGAAGACAAUCCGGACUCUCAGUACCCGCCGCUGUCUUGCUGGUUGCCUGACACCCUCUGCCCGACAUCUGGAAUGAACCUGGCUCGUCGGUUGCUGUGUUCGGACUAGAGCCAGGCAUUCUGGAUUCUGUUGGCUGGUGGCUGAAGGGAGACAGGUCUUGCUUGCCGUCACCAGCGUCUGCACUAGUGGGAUGCGGAAAUGAGAUGAGGCUCCGAAAUGGAACUGUGGCCACUCUGUUAGCUUUCGUCACCUCGUUCCUUACCCUGUCCUGGUACACCACAUGGCAAAAUGGGAAAGAAAAACUAAUUGCUUAUCAACGAGAAUUUCUUGCUUUAAAAGAACGUCUUCGAAUAGCUGAGCAUAGGAUAUCUCAGCGCUCCUCUGAGUUGAACACCAUCGUCCAACAGUUUCGCCGUGUAGGAGCAGUAACCAAUGGAAGCAAGGCUGCACUGAAUACAUUUUCAGAUAAUACCAUAAAGCUACUAAAGGAGUUGACAAGCAAAAAAUCCCUUCAAGUGCCAAGUAUUUAUUAUCAUUUGCCUCAUCUAUUGCAAAAUGAAGGAAGCCUUCAGCCUGCGGUGCAGAUUGGCAAUGGACGAACCGGAGUUUCAAUAGUAAUGGGAAUUCCUACCGUGAAGAGAGAAGUCAAAUCUUACCUCAUAGAAACCCUACACUCCCUUAUUGAUAAUCUGUAUCCUGAAGAGAAGCUGGACUGCGUUAUAGUUGUCUUCAUAGGAGAGACAGAUCUUGAUUAUGUUCACAGCGUUGUAGCCAACUUGGAGAAAGAAUUUUCUAGGGAAAUUAGUUCUGGCCUGCUGGAAAUAAUCUCCCCUCCUGAAAGCUAUUAUCCUGACUUGACAAACCUGAAGGAGACAUUUGGAGAUUCCAAGGAAAGAGUGAGAUGGAGAACCAAACAAAACCUGGAUUAUUGCUUUCUAAUGAUGUAUGCUCAGCAGAAGGGCAUCUAUUACAUUCAGCUUGAAGAUGAUAUUAUUGUCAAACAAAACUAUUUUAAUACCAUAAAAAAUUUUGCACUUCAACUCUCUUCUGAAGAAUGGAUGAUUCUGGAGUUUUCCCAGCUUGGCUUCAUUGGAAAAAUGUUUCAGGCGCCGGACCUUACUCUGAUUGUGGAGUUCAUCUUUAUGUUUUAUAAGGAGAAACCUAUUGACUGGCUCUUGGACCACAUUCUCUGGGUGAAAGUCUGCAACCCUGAAAAAGAUGCCAAACAUUGUGACAGACAGAAGGCAAAUCUACGAAUCCGCUUCCGACCCUCCCUCUUCCAGCACGUGGGUCUACAUUCAUCACUGUCUGGGAAAAUUCAGAAACUUACGGAUAAAGAUUACAUGAAACCAUUGCUUCUCAAGAUCCACGUGAACCCGCCCGCAGAGGUCUCCACUUCCCUGAAGGUAUACCAAGGACACACACUGGAGAAGACCUACAUGGGUGAGGACUUCUUCUGGGCCAUCACCCCCACGGCUGGCGACUACAUCUUGUUUAAAUUCGACAAGCCAGUCAACGUAGAAAGUUAUUUGUUCCACAGUGGCAAUCAAGAACACCCAGGAGACAUCCUGUUAAACACAACAGUGGAGGUCCUGCCUCUAAAGAGCGACAGUUUGGAAAUCAGCAAAGAAACCAAAGACAAGCGAUUAGAAGAUGGCUAUUUCAGAAUAGGAAAAUUUGAGUAUGGUGUUGCAGAGGGAAUCGUGGACCCUAGUCUAAACCCAAUUUCAGCCUUUCGACUUUCGGUUAUUCAGAAUUCUGCUGUUUGGGCCAUUCUUAAUGAGAUUCAUAUCAAAAAAGUCACCAAUUGAUCUUCUAAGAAACCAACACAUCCUUUCCUGUGACUGUCGAUUAAAGAUAGUUAGCACGGCCUUUUCUGUUGGGACUUGAACACUACCUCUCGGGAAGCUACUGUAGAUAAGAUGAUUGUCAUUUCCACUCAGACAGGGACUCUUCCCAUGGAUAACUGCAUUCAUUGGAAACUAAGCUGUCCUCCAAUUUGAACUUGACACAAACGUUUUACAAUUCUGACAGCCUGUUAAUAUGACUGGGACUAUUUUGGUAUUAUACUAAUACAUAAGAGUUGUACAUAUUGUUACAUUCCUUAAAAUUUGAGAAAACUAAUGUUAAAUACAUUUUGUGAAGGGGGUACUUUUGAAGUUCAUUUAUUUUACUAUUAUAGACCCUCUUUUAUAGAUGAUCAGGGAUUAUAUAUAUAUGAAUAUAAAUAUAAAUAUAUAAAUACACAUAAAGAUGUUAUGGAGUUAAUUUAUUAGAAACACAGUAAGAAGUACAUAUUUUUGUGCAGUAAAUUUUUGAAUCAAUACCUUUUUUUGAAGAAGCAGUUCCCUGGCUUUUUUAAGUUCUUUCUAUAUAUUUUUUUUUUUUUUUGGAGAUGCAGACAUUACAGAUCAAUGCCAUUUUUUCCAGUUCACUGCCAUUCCAGAUUGGUUCUAGAUGGGUUUCUUAACUUGAAGUACUUUUAUAAUCACAGCAAUUCUGAACAAACUAUUUUCAGAGGCAUUUGUCAUUCCUUAAAGCCAAGAUUUUCAAAGACCAGUGUCCUCUUGAGGGUUCUUUUACUGUACUGUGUAUGGUGUGUAGCCACAGAAACCAGUGUGAUCCCCAGUGUCCAGGUGGGAGGUCCCUGUCUGAGUCUCCACACACAGAAUCCUUCAGGUUUCCUCUGGUGUGGGUGAUGAGACUCCUUUCCUUUUUAACCUGUCUUUAACCAGUAGUUAGACACCUUGUCUCUUUUGUCCUUUUAUACCCACCCGUGUUAGGUUUUGGAGUUCAGACAUUGUUUUCUAGGUAAUGCUGUUGUGUGAAUCAUAAUGGGUAUAAUUUUAAAACCAAAACUGUACUGUGGGGCUCUGGUGAAAGGUAAUUGUAGCACUUGUAUGUUUCCAUGGAAUGAUUUGCUCUACUGUAUCAUGAACUUGGAAGUAAAUGCUGUGUCCACAGAGUGCUUAUGCCUCCUUACCCUGCAGUCCCACACAGGACCAGCUUGUGAAAGUGCUUUACAGUUAGGACGGCUGAGCCAGUCUACUCUGGUGAUCCAGGGGCUGCAGAUGUCCAGCAGAUAUGGUAGAGGCCUGGAGCUGUGGGAGGUCCUAGCUGGUGGCCUCCAGCCUGGAGCUUUCUUAGUUGCCUAGUGGAUGGGACACAUAGCACUAAACAGCUCUUUUGCAUGCCGUGUUCUGACUGGGAAAAUAUAGAUUUUAAAUACUACUGUGCUCUGUGUCAAAGCCCAGCUGAAGUUUUUCUUGGGGUUUUGUAAAUUUCCCUCUCAUUUCCUUCAACUUUUUAUUUUCUUCUCUGAUUUCUUAAGCCCGUUUCCUAAGACGCAAGCAAAUCCCUUUGCAAAGAGGAAUACCUUUUCAUUAUAAAAUUUGAGCAUUAUCUUCACACACUAAAUGACCGCUAAAGCAGCAGCGUCACAGAUGCUGAGACCAUGCAGAUGGGCACCGGGGCUCCCUGAGGGCUCUGGUUGAAAAUCUAGCGGGAGACUAAUGCAGCCCCUGCCACCAUGGCCCCUACAUGGCUCUCUGUGCACAUCUUCUCUCAAACUCCACUCGUCCCUCUUGCUGCUAGGGACCUUUGUAGCCAAGUCUUUUCCUUCAUUCAGGGAAUCUCUCGCUUUUCUCCAUGAGCUUGUUCCCAGUGCCUAGAACGUGUCUGGGCCUUGGCAGGCUCUCUUGGCAUCUGGGUGGGUCAUUUCUCUCUUCGCUAUGUUUGCCUGCUGCCAUCCUUGCCAUGCAUGGGCACACACACACACACACACACACACACACACACACACACACACACACACCCCAGUGUCUAGUUUUCCUUUGUGGUGUGUGUUCUCGGACACACUCCGUGCUCUGGAGGCCAGCUCUCCUGUCUUCCACCACAGCAGGUGCUCAUCUGACCCUCAGUGUUCGUCGCUCCCUCCUUUGUGCCCAGGACAGCACUAGAUAAUCGCAGCAGAUGUGCUUUCCCCAAGCCGGAAGUUUUAGUGGGAGCCCUGGAGGUUGGUGAGAGCGAAGCUCAGAGGAGAGGAAGCCAGAGUGCCUGGAAAUGCAAGGUG